This is a messenger RNA of Periophthalmus magnuspinnatus, 3100 nucleotides long. RefSeq names its product SNF-related serine/threonine-protein kinase-like. The transcript has 8 exons. The record is from RefSeq and is a predicted model, not a curated record. Gene Ontology annotation, molecular function: protein serine/threonine kinase activity; ATP binding; tau-protein kinase activity. Bases 250 to 2568 code for a protein of 772 amino acids. Gene Ontology annotation, cellular component: cytoplasm. Gene Ontology annotation, biological process: protein phosphorylation; microtubule cytoskeleton organization; intracellular signal transduction. Lineage: Eukaryota; Metazoa; Chordata; Actinopteri; Gobiiformes; Gobiidae.
CAGUGUGUCACAUUCACAGCGGGACCUCGGGCUCAGGUGCUUCUGCUUCGCUCUCGGUCCGAUUCAACGGUCAAAGCGGGACCCGGCUCCUGGAUCCGGCUCCUGGACGCGCGGCUCUGCGGCUCUGCGGCUCCUGAGACUCGCUCCUGACGCGGUAAACGACUUUAACAUGGGACCAAAGUGACCGCAGCCUCGUAGACGUACUCACGAUGGUCCACUGAGCGCGCUCCGAGCGGCGACGCAGCAGCUAUGUCCAGCACCAGAGCCAUGGCGGGGCUCAAACGCCAUCAUGACGGGAAGAUCGCCGGCCUCUACGACUUGGACAAGACGCUGGGGCGCGGCCAUUUUGCUGUGGUCAAACUGGCUCGACACGUGUUCACGGGGGAGAGGGUUGCUGUGAAAGUCAUAGAUAAGACCAAGCUGGACCCGGUGGCGCGCGGUCACCUCUUUCAGGAAGUCCGCUGCAUGAAACUGGUCCAACAUCCCAACGUCGUGCGGCUUUACGAGGUCAUCGACACGGCGACCAAACUCUACCUCAUCCUGGAGCUGGGAGACGGCGGCGACAUGUACGACUGCAUCAUGAAGCACGAGGGCGGACUCAGCGAAGAGGUGGCUAAAUGUUACUUCGCUCAAAUCGUCCACGCCAUCUCCUACUGCCACCAGCUCCAUGUGGUGCAUCGGGACCUAAAGCCUGAAAACGUGGUGUUCUUCGAAAAACAAGGGAUAGUGAAGCUGACGGACUUCGGCUUCAGUAAUCGAUUUCAGCCCGGCAAGACGCUCAACACCUCCUGUGGAUCGCUCGCCUACUCCGCGCCCGAAAUCUUACUGGGAGACGAGUACGACGCCCCCGCUGUCGAUAUCUGGAGUCUGGGCGUGAUCCUGUUCAUGCUGGUGUGCGGUCAACCCCCCUUUCAAGAGGCUAACGACAGCGAGACGUUAACGAUGAUCAUGGACUGUAAAUACAACGUCCCGGUUCAUAUCUCCGCCGCCUGCAGAGACCUCAUCAGCCACAUGCUGCAGAGGGAUCCAAAGAAACGCGCCACUCUCGCACAGAUCGAAACCCACGACUGGCUGAAGGGUGUCGAUCCCUCCCCCGCCACUAAGCUGUCCACUCCCCUCGUGUCCCACCGCAACGUCUCGGAGGAAGAACACGGCUCCAUUAUUCAGAGGAUGGUCCUGGGAGGCAUCGCGGACCGAGACAACAUCACCGAGGCUUUGGAGUCAAAUCAGUACAACCACAUCACCGCUACGUAUUUCUUGCUGGCGGAGAGAAUGCUCCGAGAGAGGCAGGAGAAGGAGGCGUCCAGCCAAACGCGAUCCCCCAGCCCCAGUAAAGCCCAGUUCAGACAAUCGUGGCCCACCAGAGUGGACGUUCAUCAGGAUGUCAGUGACGGGUUGGGUGGGCCCCCCAUCUCACACCCCGGGGGCCCACAGUCUCCGGCCCGCAGCGCAGAGAGCCUCCACAAAGGCCCCAGACCCAAAACGGCGCUCCUGGACGUUAGCCAGCACCACGACAACCACACGUCAGCGUCCAAUCAGGAGCCUGCGCGAGGACCCCGGCCGCUCGGCAAACCCCAGGCCAUCCCGCACCGCCUGGGUCCCCUGACGGCCGGGGGUCCCUGUAAACCCCGCAGCCCGAGUCUCUUCAGUGUGGAGGAGGAUGAAGAGGAGGAAGGUGGAGAAGGGAAAUGUCUGCCUCCGGCUUCACUUCCGACUCAAGUGGUGCUCCGCUGUAAAUCCUCCUCGUCUGGAAAUCGCCUGACGUCCAGAAUGAGCGCGCCUGUACUCAACCAGAUCCACGAGGAAGACAAAGAGGAAGAGGAAGAUGAGGAUUAUAAAGAGCUGCUUGGACUGGGCGCUCCUAAACCGAGCCUUAGCCUCAACUUGAACUCUAGGAUACAGUCUCCUUCACAAAUAAUGCUGUCCCCUAAAACUGUUAUUUCUGUGAGUCCCGGCUCCGAGACGAGCGACGACGAUUCAGGAGCCGCUCACAGACAAACUGUACGGGCCAGUGUGAGCGUGACCGACGUGAGAACAGAGGACAGAGAAAGACGGGGGACAGGACCGACCAGUCCCUGCAGUCCCGGCUCAGGGACGGGUCAGGCCAAAGCUAAAACGGCGAGCGGCCUGGUGGAGAGUCUGAAGCUCAUGAGCCUCUGCCUCAGCUCUCAGUUCCACAGUCUGAAAGGAGGAGGGGGCGGCGGGGGAGUCAGCAGUGACCCUCAGGACCGACCUGUGUGGAGAAUGUGCAUGGGUGGCUCCACUGGCAGUCUGGAUAAGGUUUCACUCCUCGGGGGUCCUUCACCUAGAGGGAACCUCUGCCAACAGCGUUCACAGCACCAGCCCACAAUGGCAGACACUUUUGCAGAUCCGCUGCUGGACGGCCCGUGCUCUGGGACACUGAGGCUGGGAGAGCUGGACUUGGCCAGAGAAAACCACAGGAACAUGAAGAACCGUGUGCUCCAGAUGCCCCUCAGUGACAAGACUCUCUCUGUGAAUAUCCACCGCAGCCCCAAAGAGGGUCUGCUGUGCACCCCCACCCCACACAGCUGCUGCCAAGUCAUCUAAACUAAUGUGACCCACUGAACACGCCUCCGCUAUUUUUACUCCUGUCCACAGCCUCUGCACGUGAUUACAUGCACUCGAUAGUCCUCUGUGACCUGCUCUUCACAGGUAAUAUUUAUAUGACAAAUAUGUAUGAAUGUGUCUUCAGACAUGCUCAGAUGCAUGCAGGGCUAAACACUUGGACCAGUUAAAACAGAGCACAGACACAGGGCGUCGUGUGCAUGUAAACUGUAAACUGUAUAAUUGGACUUCUCCAUAUAUGUCAUGGCUGGGUUAGUUAUUCUGGUACUUUUUACUGUUUACAGCCGGCUGAGGCGGGAGGAGCUGCACACUGCUGCAUGUGUUGCACAUUUAAAAAGAGUCUAUAUGAAACAGGCCAUGUGCCUCUGAUGUAUGAAAACAUAAAGCUCCUUUAACUCUCAGGCUUCACUUUAAAAACGUCACACUUAAGACCCUAAAGACAUAAGUGUCCACUUAAAAACAGCUGUAAAAACAUCAUAGAAUCAUACAUUUUCAACUAACUCCAAAGAUCUGU